Dreissena polymorpha is the source of this 2488-nucleotide messenger RNA. Its product is annotated as procathepsin L-like. The record is from RefSeq and is a predicted model, not a curated record. Lineage: Eukaryota; Metazoa; Mollusca; Bivalvia; Myida; Dreissenidae. Bases 204 to 1247 code for a protein of 347 amino acids. Gene Ontology annotation, biological process: immune response. The transcript has 9 exons. Gene Ontology annotation, molecular function: cysteine-type endopeptidase activity. Gene Ontology annotation, cellular component: lysosome.
UACAACAGGUAUUGUGUCAUGUACAUGUGUCACAUGAUGCUGCCAGACUUGGUCACAUGACAGUAAAACACAUGAUUGAUGGGAUUUUUCUGGUGUAUUUAAUGAAGCUUGAAUUCAUGUUAUGUUACAUUCCACUGGGCUAUUGAACUGUUCUCAACUACAUUUUUCUCUACAAGCGUGAGUGCAUCCAUUAGCCUGACAGAAUGCUGAUGUAUAUGUUGUGUGUGUUUGUGCCGUGCGCUGUGUUCGCCGGGCCUCAUGUGGUAGACAUGACCCAGGCACGCCAUCUGCAGACAGACGUGGACAUGAGUCGACCCAUUGAGCACAUCUUUGAAACCUUCAAGAAAGUUCACAGCAAGCAGUACACAAAUGAAUUGGAAGAGAAGACAAGACGCAGUAUUUUUGAGGUGAACGUGAACCACAUUAAGGAUCACAAUGACAAGUAUGCCAAGGGACAGAAGUCUUACUACCUGGGUGUCAACCAGUUCUCAGACUUGACCCAUCGUGAGUUCCUUAAGCUGUACAUGGGUCACAUCAGGGACAGAAACACGACCAAUGCUUCCACCUACCUCUCCCCAUCAAAUGUGCUCAUUCCCGACAGUGUGGACUGGAGGACCAAAGGAUAUGUCACCCCUGUCAAGAACCAGGGUCAGUGCGGAUCAUGCUGGGCAUUCAGUACCACUGGCUCUAUUGAGGGUCAGCACUACAAGAAGACCCAGACGCUGGUGUCGCUCAGUGAGCAGCAGCUGGUUGACUGCUCCACUUCCUAUGGUAACGAGGGCUGCAACGGUGGACUAAUGGACCAGGCGUUCCAGUAUGUGAAGGAGUGUGGGGGCCUGGAGAGUGAGGAGGACUACCCAUAUACCGCCGAGCAAGAGGACAGCUGCCGUUUCAAGGUGUCAAAGGAGCGUGCAACAGUCACUGGUUUUGUUGAUGUCCCGACUGGCAAGGAAGAAAAGCUCAUGGAGGCCGUAGCAACCAUUGGCCCAGUGUCCAUUGCCAUCGACGCCAGCCACCAGUCAUUCCAGAGCUAUGCAGGAGGUGUAUACGAUGAGCCGGAGUGCAGCAGCACGGAGCUGGACCAUGGUGUGCUGGUGGUGGGCUACGGGUCCGAAUCCUCUCAGGACUACUGGCUCGUGAAGAACUCCUGGGGCACGUCCUGGGGAGACGAGGGCUACAUCAAGAUGGUCCGCAACAAGGAGAAUCAGUGCGGUGUAGCCACACAGGCCUCUUACCCACUUGUCUAAGGUGUGUCAGAUCUUCUCAAACAUGGGAGGCAACUCAAGUCUGAAGAUUAAUUGACAGAGUUAGUUGGCUUCCACAAUAUUCCAAGAGCUUUGUGAUCUGAUAUUGAGAAAAUCUCUUUCGAAUGGAGACAGUUUAUUAGUAUAAGAGAAUAUUAUAUGCAUAAAUUGUGUCAUAUAUAUGCCUUCCAAAUAGUUUUGUGUUUAAAAGUCUGUACUCUAAAGUGAAAGUUUUUUUUUUUUCUCUAAGCGCGUCUCCUUUUUGUAAUUUAAACUGCUAGUUCACAUUCAUAUCCUGCUGCAUUGAAAUAAAAGCUAAAUGUGAUACUUGGCAACUGGUUAAGUGAUCUUGAUACAUGUAGUAUUUAGUGGUUUGACAAUCUUAUGUCUACAAAGCAUGUAUUUUUGCGUUUAAAACACUAAUUUUUGUGCAGGUACAUUUUGAUUAAUAUUUUUGUGCGAGUGUGGUUUUGUAUAUAAUAAUGUGUGAUACAGAUAUUUUUGUUACAUUGUUUAUACUUUGUUUGCUUAUAUUGAUUUGGUUCCUCAGUCAGUAUAGGUUGUAGUAUGUGUCCUGUCUGCUUGCUGUUGGUUUCUUUGCAGUGAUUAAGCAAUUGAGUUAAAACAACAUUUAUUUUGGUUUCAGUAGCAGAGCAAUUUUCAUGUGAUUUUGAUUUAUGUUAAAUUGCAUGCUUAGCCCAUUUAUAAGUAUAAUGUUUGAGAUAUAAUUUUGAUGAAGAUGUCUAAUUUACUUUAAAUCAGAAAGGGAAUAAUUAUGUUGUGUAUUAACUUUUCAUCAGAAAUUCCUUGUAUUAAUGCAUGUGACAAAGCGUGUUGGGUUUGUGUGUAUCAAAAGAAGUGUGCUUUUGGAAUUAAUUUAAAUGUUUUUUUUUAAGUAAUUGCAUUUGCAUUAAAAUGUGUUCUAAUGUUAACAAAUAUUUUACAAAUAAAUUAAUCAAAAUGAGAGAUCACUCAUAGUAGGCCAGUCUGGCAUUCUGUAAUUGUCAAUUUUGCUUGUCUUUGAUAUUUUUUCUUUGCAUGAUAUUACACAAAACCAGUACAUGAAUGUGUCAGCAUAAGUGUCAAAUGGAUUGGUUAAAGUAUGUUGUAUGUAUGAUUUGAAUUUGUUCUUAUUCAUUGUAUGUAUGAUUUAUAUUUGUUCUACUUCAAUUUGAAUGUCUAAAUGUUGUGAUAAUGAAUUUUUUUCAACAAAUAUAUUUUCAAUAAAAAGUUUCAUAUUUGUA